AACUAAAGAGUGAGUGUUUUUUUAUUGUUUUGCUUUUUGAUGGGUGUUGGGGUUUUCCUUUUUGAUGGGUGUUGAAUGAAAGAGUACAGGCAUUAGGUUUUUUUGUGUUUGAGGAUGAUGGGUGAAGGCGGUUUUUAGGGUUUUGUACGACGAUCUUAUUCCAUAUUAAAAUAAAGAUGAUAGACGAAGACGGUAGAAUUUUUCUGUUAGGGUUUCUCGACGAUGGGUGAGGACGAUAGGAUUUUCUAUAGGAUUUUUCAGGAAUGGAUCGGGCUUGACGCAAGGAAAGGGUUCAUGAUGGUUGGUGACAAAUGUUCUUUGAUUUGUCUGUAAUUUGUAAAAAAAUUAAAAUUUUCAAGUUAUGUGUUUGUGAUUUGUUAAUUUUUUUUGAGAUAUUUGGGCAAUGUCUGAGUUUUAUUUCUGAUAUUUGGUUUUGUCUUCAUUGGCAGCUAUCUGAUUGCAAUAUGUUUGAAGUCGUUGUUAGUGACAAAUGUUCUUUGAUUUGUUGGUAAUUUGUACAGAAAUUAAUAUUUUUGGUUAUGUGUUUGUGAUUUGUUAAAAAAUUUUGGGAUAUUUGGGCAAUGCCUGAGUUUUAUUUCUGUGUACUUUUACAGUUUCGUCUAAAUAAAUUGGUGUCAUAGAUAGGCUACAUUGUUACUUUCAGGCACAUUUGACACAGUAGAACCCUCCUUUUAUAGAAAGUCGGGAGGAGGUUAACAACAAUUGUUGAGAAAUAUCAGGGAACUGAUGAUCAUCCAUCCCAACAAAUUCCUAUGCAAACCCUGUAUUUCAUAAUGAACCCUUUAUUAGUGAUUUGGGUAUUAACAUCUGCAGCUUGGUCUAUUACUCUCAAUGAUCCGAGUUUGAUAAGUUUAUUUGGAGUGCUAACAGGAGUUGUUUUUUUGGGCUUCCAAUUGAUGUUGUUUUUGCAGGAAGUGAUGUGAUGUAUUAUGCAGAAUUUGAUAAGAUUAAGAGUUACAUAUAAUGAUGAGUUUUGUUGUUACCUUUUUUUCUUCUUUUUCCUCAAUAUGGAGCAUUUUGCCCCUUGUAUGAGUGCUUUUUGUCGGAUAUCAUAAAGCCUAAUCAAGGGACAUUUGAUUUUUAGAAUUCUUUCUUUCAUAAAAGAAUGGCAUAGAGAUACUGAUUUUUUAAAUCAUCUCUUCCCUUUAAAGAACAAAAUGGAAUUGUAUUUGAAUGCUUUUUUUCGGAUAUCGUAAAGCCUAAUCAAGGGACAUUUGAUUCUUAGCAUUAUUUCUUUCAUAAAAGAAUGACAUUAUAGAUACUGAUUUUUUAAAUCAUCUCUUCCCUUUGAAGAACAAAAUGGAAUUUAAGUUUUUUUGUAUUUGAACUUAAUUUUUUUUAUUUGAAAGAUUGAUUUGAGAAGUGUUCAUUUAUAAUAGCUUGUAUUUGAACAAAAUGACAUUAUAGAUACUGAUUUGAAAUAAGGAUAAGUGGAGUUAUGUGGUAACAAAUUCUUAUUUAUUUAUUUUCUAUUGAAUAUCAUGUUUUUGGGGCUGUUACAUUUAUGUCUCUGAGCACUCUUCUUUAUGACAUGGACAUCAAUUUGCCUCAACUCAAUUUUUUUGAUUUCUGGUUUCAUAAGAAAGGGUCAGAGUGAGGACAUUAAAACAGGUCAUUUUUUCUUAAUUUAUUUUGUUAAUUUUUAAAUAAAAACAUGGCUAAUAUAGUUGUCUAGCUCACAAAUUGAAGAGCUUUUACUAUUCUUUGGGUUACCAAGGUUUGAUUUGUGAAAACCUUAACUAUGAGGUUUUUGGAAAUAAAUAAAUAAAUAAAUACUUGUCUAUGAAGAGCUUAUUUUUUUCUCUCACUUUCCUUUGGAUUACCAAGGUUUGGUUUGUGAAGAUUUUGUCUAUGAGGUUUUGGUAAAUAAAUAAGUAAAAAAGUAUGUGGGGUUUGCACUGUGGUUUAUAUGUAAAAAGUGGUAUCUUGCCUGGGAAUUGUAUAUUGACUUGGUCAUGUGCCAUUUGUAUUUUAGGCGGCUUGUGUUUUGUUCAAGAAUUCAUUGAUUAAUUUGUUAUGUUAUUAUUGCUUCCUUUCCCCACUAAUGCCCAGAGAACUUUUUGUAGGUAGGUAAAUUUUUGUCUCCAUUGAGACUUGAACUUAAAACCUCCCAUAAACCCUCUCCAACCUUUCAGCACUUGAGCCAGACCUCAAGGGCCCACUGAUGCCCAAAGAAGUACAAUUGGAUUUUUAUAAUUUAUCUAUGCUUCUUACUUGCUUUCAUGGUGUGUUGAAGCGCUCUAGUUAUUGAUUAAUUGAAUAUUCCAAGCAAAGCAUUGAAAUUUUUUUGCUUGAGUAUAAAUAAGUUGGGAAGCUUAUGAAUUAUGGCUUUACUUCUUGGUUCAGAUUCUCAAGUUCUAUGGCCAUCCGUUUUGAGUUUGCAAGUUUGGUAGUAUACCAAUCCAUUUGUCUCCAUUUCAACAAUUAUGCAUUUUUUUUUCUUUUUAUCAAGACAAUCCAAAAGACAUGAAAAUGAUUGCUAUUUUAACCUUUUGAUUUACAUAUUGAAAGCCAAUCAAGUUGAAUAAUGUUGAGAGGAAUGCCCUAGUAGAGGCCCAAAAAGAUGAAUAGAAGUAGACUAGGUCCCAUAUCGUUUGAAAAGUCAUCCAUUUGUCCUUAGAGAUCCUUGUAUUUUUUAUGUAGGGCAACCCUAGGAUGGUUGUCUACCAUCAAAUAGGUGAGUUAGGGUUUUUAUCUUUUAGGAUUUAAGGAAUUGAAUAAGAGAUAAAGUUUAUGACAACAACAUAAAAGGAAAAAAAAAUAGAGAACUAAGAUAAAAAGAAGGGGUAGAACUUUAGAGUCACACUCAAGACUUCUAGGAGACUCCACAAGAAAACAUAGUGUAGACCCCCAUUUAGGGGCCUUUCUUGCAGUUGCAAAUUUUGCCACGUGGAAGAGCCUUGCUCAACCACAUGUCUUCUUUUGAGAGGACAGUGCAGAAUCACAUGGUGUUUUUGAAGUGCCAAUGGAAGGUUGACAGGUGGCAUGAGGUUCUGAAGGCUGUUAGAGGGGCAAAUCCGGGAGAGAGAAAAGUGAUUCUGCAGAUUAGUGGUGCUUUUGGGGUGGCUGUUGCUGCAGAGGCUGUUAGGGGGGCAAAUCCGAGAGAGAGGAGAAAGAAAGAAAAGAAAAGAGGUAGGGAGCUUUUGAUGAGAGGGACUUUUGGUUUGGAUUUUUUUGGAGAGGUAUCCAGGCUAGAGGAGCAGAGGGAGGCAGUGAGAGGAGCAGAGGUAAGGGAGAGAAGGCAAGGAGCAAGGAGCUUUAGAGGCAGGAGGAGAUUGUUUCUGGAGAGUAUUCCUUGAGAUUAGGCUACUACGGAGGGGAGGAGCAUUGGGAGGAAAGGAAAACGGGAAUAGAGGCAAGAAAGGAGACAGGGGGCAUUGACCAGUUUGAGUUAGAGGAUGGAUACUCAGCAGAGUAGACACGUAGUGCUCGAGGACACGCCAUCUGAUAUAGUGACACCACCUGUUAUACCUGUUCAGAUGCCAUCUGCACAGACUUUGCAUGAUCAGAUUGCUGUCAUUCCACCUAUUGUCACACCAGUUACUGUUAUUGAGGAUUCUCGUUCUCGUAUGGACAUAUUCGAGCGGAGGAUUAGACAGAUGAGAGAUCCUGAUGAGAUGAUUUUGUGGGAUGACCCUAACGAUGUGCCAGUGACCACUUUGCCAGUCGGUUUCAGGAUGCCGGAUAUAGAGAGAUAUACGGGUGUUGGAUGUCCUCGUAUUCAUCUCAGACUUUAUAGCACAGUUAUGAGGGCCCUUGGUCUAGAUGAGGCACAGUUGCUCACUUUGUUCCCAUUGUCAUUGAGCGGCAUGACACAGAGAUGGUACGCUUCAUUAGAGUUAUCUCGUCGGAGAACUUGGGAGGACUUAGCACGGGAGUUUCUGAGACAGUAUUCAUUCAGUGGUGAUACGAGUGUUACACGUAGAGAGCUUGAGUUUCUUCGACAGGGAUCAGAUGAGUCUGUUUCUUCUUUUAUCUCCCGAUGGAGGGAGAAGGCUGCGGAGAUGAUUGAGAGACCUACCGAGAGAGAUCAAAUGAGCAUGUUUUUGAGGAGUUUGCAUCCUAGGUUUGCUCGGCAUUUGACAGGAGUCCCAUUCCAGGAUUUCAGGUCAUUGGUUCAGGCUUUGUUCGAUGUAGAUGAUGGCAUAUCUAGAGGAUUAUGGUCAGAUAUUACUCAUUCUCCAGAUACUGAGGGGAAAGGAGUUGUUGGAUCAUUUGAGAGUUAUGGAGGCGUAUGUUAUGCGGAUUUUCAGCAUCGACGACCUGGUUAUCAUCCCUAUGCGAGAUCAUUGCAGAUACCCAGGAGUGAUUUCCCGCCUUUACAGCAUCGUCAUCCUCAUUCAGUUCAGCAGUACCCUUCUGUGCAUCCUCAUACUGUCACGGUGCGACCUUCAUUUCAGUUUCAGCGGCCACAGACUAGUAUCCCACGGCAUGAGCAGUCUUGCCCCCAUCGGCGACGUCAGAUGACUUAUUCUGAUUUGGGGAUGCCUUUGGAUAGAGCUUUUGAGCGACUCAGAGCUGCUGGUUUUUUAGUACCAUUGGCCCCUAGGCCACUCCCGAGUACCUUGCCUCCACGUUUUCGUGCUCACGAGUUCUGUGCAUUUCACCAGAUGGUAGGCCACCGUACUGACUAUUGUGCUUCUCUACGUCAUGCCAUACAGGAUCUUAUUGACAGUGGUGUGGUUAGCUUUCCCAUAUCGACUACAGAUACCGAUCUUGGUCCAGAUAUGAUUGUUGAUUCCUUUCCAGCCUAGGCCACACAUGCAGUUCCUCCUUCUUCAGGCUUAUACCAUCACAUUUUGGACACCCAGGGCACUGAUACUCACAGGACACUUUGAUAUUGCAGACCUUGUUGGUGUAUUUUGGGACUACAUUGUUAGUUAGUCAUUUGAGUUUUUGUUCUUUUUUAUUUUAUAUUUGAGUCUUGUUUUAUAGUUAGUGAUUCGGGUUCGUACCCUGUGUUUCGAGAGUAGACCUUAUUGUCUUAUUUUUCGCAUGAUGUACUCUCAUUUCACUUAAUGAUAUUGUUGUCUUCUUGGGUAUGUGUUUC
Messenger RNA from Vitis riparia (riverbank grape), 5071 nucleotides. RefSeq lists its product as uncharacterized. The record is from RefSeq and is a predicted model, not a curated record. Bases 3420 to 4775 code for a protein of 451 amino acids. The transcript is spliced from 2 exons. Lineage: Eukaryota; Viridiplantae; Streptophyta; Magnoliopsida; Vitales; Vitaceae.